Ctenocephalides felis (cat flea) is the source of this 420-nucleotide messenger RNA. Its product is annotated as homeobox protein ceh-19-like. Gene Ontology annotation, biological process: regulation of DNA-templated transcription. The record is from RefSeq and is a predicted model, not a curated record. Bases 1 to 420 code for a protein of 139 amino acids. The transcript has 3 exons. Lineage: Eukaryota; Metazoa; Arthropoda; Insecta; Siphonaptera; Pulicidae. Gene Ontology annotation, molecular function: DNA-binding transcription factor activity, RNA polymerase II-specific; DNA binding.
AUGGAUGAUGUUAAUGUAGUCAUAAUAAGAUCGCGAAAAUCUGGAGUUGAUCGAAAGCCACGACAAGCAUAUAGUGCUAAACAACUCGAGCGCCUGGAAGGUGAAUUCAAAUUAGACAAGUACUUAAGUGUUAGUAAGCGAAUGGAAUUAUCAAGGUCAUUGGAUUUAACAGAAGUUCAAAUCAAAACAUGGUUUCAAAAUCGAAGAACAAAAUGGAAAAAACAGUUAACAUCUCGCCUGAAAAUGGCUCAAAGACAAGGCGCUGCAUUUGCUGGCAAUUACUUUCAACAAUUUCACUAUCCACUUUUUGGUUCAUAUUAUGCUCCUCAUCAAAAUGGUUACAGUAGUCAAUUGACAUGUGUUCUAUCAGAUCGAUCAGCAGCAAGAGAAAUCAAUGAUAACGAAACAACAAAUACUUAA